This is a messenger RNA of Alternaria novae-zelandiae, 2649 nucleotides long. RefSeq lists its product as uncharacterized. Gene Ontology annotation, biological process: carbohydrate metabolic process. The record is from RefSeq and is a predicted model, not a curated record. The transcript has a single exon. Gene Ontology annotation, molecular function: hydrolase activity, hydrolyzing O-glycosyl compounds. Bases 1 to 2649 code for a protein of 882 amino acids. Lineage: Eukaryota; Fungi; Ascomycota; Dothideomycetes; Pleosporales; Pleosporaceae.
AUGACGGGUUCCUUGCGAGCGCUGUACAACUCGUACAGCAUCCUACUCCUCGGCUUCUUAUUCUCAAUCUGCUUCGACUCCGCAGCCGCUCAUGUGGUGUCUAAGCCACGAUCUACAACAUCAGGCCGUCAACGCACUUCGCUAAACGCAGACUGGCGAUUUGAGCGUUUCACCUCGGAUCCAGAUGGCAUGAGUUAUGAGGGCUUGAAGCCGUGGAUGCUACCUUGCGCGAACGACUUCAUCACUGGAGAAAAGUACGAGAGACCAUCUGGUGCCGCUCCCGGCGCCAACAUCAGCUAUGUUCAGUCGAGCUUCGACGAUGCCGCAUGGGAAGCUGUCUCGCUCCCGCAUGACUGGGCUAUCUCCGGCACAUUCGACGCCCCAGGCGUUGAGGGAGGUCAAGGUCGUUUGCCGAUCAAUGGAAUCGGAUGGUACCGCCGCACACUCUCCAUGGAUGCGGAAGUCCUUCAAUCUGGCAAAUCCGUCUUUCUGGAUGUCGAUGGAGCUAUGUCGUAUGCUGCGGUAUGGCUGAACGGUCACCUUGUUGGUGGAUGGCCAUACGGCUACAACUCUUUCCGUCUGGAUCUUACUCCUUACGCGAAGGCUGGAGAGAACACACUCGCUAUUCGCCUGGACAACAAGCUCGACUCAUCGCGCUGGUACCCGGGCGCUGGUAUCUACCGUAAUGUUUGGCUUGUCACUGUCAACCCAGUGCAUGUUGGACAUUGGGGAACCUACGUCACUACUCCUAGCAUCUCGGAGGCGGAAGCCACUGUCGAGAUGGUCCUUGAUCUGGAGAACAAGGGUAACAGCAGUCAACAUGUUGAAGUUGUUACCGAAGUCUUCGGGCGCGACGCGGCGACAAAACAAGCUACUGGUGAAGCUGUCGCAAAAUUUGCUGCAGCGAACGCGGACGUUUCAGGCCAUUCCAAGAAGGCAGUACACGGCUCAGUCACGGUUCCGAACCCCAAGCUUUGGGGACCGCCACCUAGCCAGAAGCCCAACGAGUACGUCGCUAUCUCCACCGUGUCAGUCGGUGGAGAGGCUGUGGACAGCUAUGAAACGGUAUUUGGUAUUCGCUCGGUCACGUAUGACCCAAACCAAGGUGUUCUCAUCAACGGCGAACGUAUCUACGUUCAGGGAUCUUGCAACCACCAUGACCUGGGCGCUCUUGGAGCGGCUUUCAACACCAGGGCUGCAGAACGUCAGAUCGAAAUCCUACAAGAGAUGGGCAAUAACGCUCUUCGCACGUCUCACAACCCGCCUGCCCCCGAGUUCCUUGAUCUCGCCGAUCGGUACGGUCUCAUGGUCAUGGAUGAGAUCUUCGAUACCUGGAACUUUCCCAAAGUGGAGAACGACUUCCAUCGCAUCUUCCAAGAAUGGCAUGAGCCUGACCUCCGAUCGUUCAUGCGCCGUGAUCGCAACCACCCUUCUAUCAUCUCAUGGAGUGUUGGCAACGAGCUUCCUGAACAAAGGAACUCUACCGGUACUGAGACUUGCAGAACGCUCCAAGACAUAGCUCACGAAGAAGACCCUACCCGCCAAGUGACUAUCGGUAUGAACAACGCUAACGCCACUACUGGGAUAGCAGCCGUCAUCGACAUCAUCGGUUUGAACUACCAAGGUGAAGGCAAAGGAGACUCCUGGGUGAGCACCUUCCCCAGUUUCAAACAAGAAUUCCCCGAGAAGAUGAUCUGGAGCACCGAAUCUGCAUCAGCACUCAGCACUCGCGGCAAAUACCUCUUCCCUAUCACCGCAAACAAGAGUGCUAUCGUAGGCGGCGGACCAGGGGAAGGCGGUGACCCAGAGAACAACAUUGUGUCUUCAUACGAUCUCUACGCACCUGAAUGGGCCGCUUCACCAGAUAAAGUGUUCGAACAGCAAGACAGGCACCCAUAUGUCGCCGGUGAAUUUGUCUGGACUGGAUUUGACUACAUCGGUGAACCCACCCCAUACGACAACUCAAGCCGCAGUUCCUACUUCGGUAUCAUCGACCUGGCUGGGUUCAAGAAAGAUCGCUUCUACCUCUAUCAAGCACGCUGGAGACCAGAUCUACCCAUGGCCCACAUCCUCCCCCAUUGGACGUGGCCCGAAGAUCGCAUCGGCGAGAUCACACCCGUACAUGUCCACACUUCUGGUGAUGAGGCAGAACUCUUCGUCAACGGUGUCUCCGCAGGCCGUCAGUCAAGAGGAAAGUACGACUACAGACUCCGCUGGGAUGGUGUGAAGUAUCGCCCUGGCAACAUCAGCGUCGUCGCCUACAAGGAGGGUAAGGAAUGGGCUACCGCAUCUCAGUUCACAGCUGGUUCCGCUGCGUCGCUGAACGUGACUGCUGAUCGCACGACAAUUGCUGGUGACGGCUACGACCUCUCAUUCAUCACUGUUUCUGUGCAUGAUGAGAAUGGCAUCUUAGUUCCGAUGGCGGAUGAUGAAAUUAGCUUUGAGGUCUCGUCUGGCCCGGGCGUUAUCGUUGCGACGGAUAAUGGUGAUCCGACAGACAUGAGCCCGUUCCCGGAGACGAAGAGGAAGGCGUUUGGCGGAAUGGUCCUGGCUAUUGUAAGGAGCGAGGCGGGUGCUAGUGGGGAGAUUGUGGUUGAGGCGAAGGCGGAAGGUUUGAGUGGUGGGAAGGUUGUUCUUACUGCUAACUAG